Molecule: messenger RNA, 792 nt
Organism: Syzygium oleosum
Lineage: Eukaryota; Viridiplantae; Streptophyta; Magnoliopsida; Myrtales; Myrtaceae
Product: protein MHF1 homolog
Biological process (GO): resolution of meiotic recombination intermediates; replication fork processing
Cellular component (GO): FANCM-MHF complex; Fanconi anaemia nuclear complex
Molecular function (GO): chromatin binding; protein heterodimerization activity
Source: RefSeq, a predicted model, not a curated record
AUGAGUUGGACUCCAAUCCAAUGCCUUUUGGGCGGGGGUUUCCCCCCAUCGGAGGCGGCGUUUUCUUUUGCGUUUCCCGCUGUUUUCCCAUUUCGAAAGAGACGAAGAGAAGAGAAGAAGAGACGAUUCUCAUCUCAUCUCAUGGAGACGGAGAGGAUAGCCGGCGAGGAUCAGGAUAUGGACGGCGAGUUCGAUUCGGUGCGGGAGGUGUUGCGAGAUCGUUUCCGACUCUCCUCCAUCUCCAUCGCCCAUGCUCAAGCCCGGAGAAGUGGCUUGGAGAUUUCUGAACCCGUCGUUGCCUGCCUCGCCGAUUUGGCUUUCCAAUUCUCAGAACAGUUGGCCAAGGACCUUGAGCGUUUUGCUCGCCAUGCUGGCCGUAAGUCUGUUAACACGGAAGAUGUCAUCCUCUCUGCACAUAGGAAUGAACACCUGGCUAUCUCGUUGAGGUCCUAUUGUGACGAACUCAAACUGAAAGAACCCCAGUCUCUGAAGAAGCGUAAAAAGUUACCAGGAAAAGAAGCCAAAGCUACUACCAGUGCGGUUCACAUUUCCGACCUGUGAAUCAGAGGUGUUCAAAUUCGGAUUGUUCUUUUUUAGCAAUUGAAGCAUGCAAUGGAAAAGAUACUUGAAGCAAACAAUGUCUUCAGUAAGCACUUGAGUGCUCAUAUUUUGCCUUAUUUCAGUUGCAUCUUCAGAAGCUGGAACCAACUUCUUGAGUGACAUGCCAUGUUGCACUAUUUGGGAUGUAGCAACUGAUAUAUGAGAUUGGCUCCAUCUAUCUUUGCUGAUUAA